AUGGUGUUCACUAAUCAGAAGCAGUGGUUCAAGUGGAUUCCCCUGGUAGAGUGGUGGUAUAACACCAACUACCAUAAUGCCCUGAAAUCAACACCCUUUCAGGCCCUUUAUGGGUUUCCACCUCCACAAGUUCCCCUAGGGUCUCUCCCUUACCCAUCCAACACACAGGCUGGGGCAUGCAUCGCACAGAGGCAGACCAUACUACAGCAUCUAAAGGAGAAUCUCACACAGGCACAGGCCCGGAUGAAAUUCUAUGCAGAUCGUGCAAGAACAGACAGACAAUUUGAGGAGGGGGACUAUGUUUAUCUCAAACUACAACCCUACAGAGUCAUCUUGCCACAGUGUAUAGGAGCAGUAGCUUACCGGAUUGACCUUCCUCCAGGCUCUCAGAUUCACCCGGUGUUCCAUAUUUCUCAGUUGAAACGAAGAAUAGGACCAACAAUCAUCCCUCAGAUGCAACCUCCGAGUUAUGACGUUGAUGGACGAGUCAGGAUUUAG
Nicotiana tabacum (common tobacco) is the source of this 498-nucleotide messenger RNA. The record is from RefSeq and is a predicted model, not a curated record. NCBI's taxonomy places the organism in Eukaryota, Viridiplantae, Streptophyta, Magnoliopsida, Solanales, Solanaceae.